AUGUCUAUGGCUAGCGGCAGGGUACAGCUGUCUGACAGUGACAAUGACAUCCAUGCAGUCAGGUGUGGUGUGCCGUGUGCGGAGUGUUUGAGAGUGUCGGGUGCCGAUGCCGAAUUGGGAUUUUGUUCGAUUGAAUAGUGUUCCUUAUAGUGGAUUGAUUCUCAACAAGUAAAUUAAGGAAUUGUCGAAUCAAGGAAAUAAUGGAGUUAGCAUUUAUGCAAUUCAAAUCCAUUAUUGAUAGAAUUUGAACAUAACAUUCUGUUACUUACAUCUCCAAAUUUAAUAUGAAAGAAAAAUGGAAUUACAUUUUGUACCUCAUUUGGUUUGCAUAUCUUAUAGUAUCUGCGGGAUUAAUGUUCGCACAUGGUUUCCUUUUAUCACGUAAAUCAUUAAAUGAUGUGACUGAAUGUGUGCCAAUUAGCGACUUCGGGUGUGAUGGGUGGGAAAAGGGGAACUCUACAGUUGCCUGCACUGACGAGGAAAAGAUACGACGUAUAUUGUCGAAUCCAGGGUCUAACAUUGCUUGUGCCCCUGUGCGUUCUCGUGUGGUGUUCAUAUUAGUAGAUGCUUUGCGAUAUGACUUUGCUGAGUAUGAUCCUGGUAUAAAGACGCCAUUGCCGUACCAGAACCGUCUUCCAGUAAUUAAGGAGAUACUCGACAAGUGGCCAGAGCGCGGUCGUCUCUACCGCUUUAUGGCUGAUCCACCGACAACAACAUUCCAGCGUAUCAAAGCACUUGUAACUGGGUCUUUGCCAACUUUUGUCGAUGCUAGCUCAAAUUUUGCAGCUAUAGAAUUGCAUGAAGACAACAUUAUUGAUCAGGUUACAAAAGGUGGAGGCAAAGCAGUAUUGUUAGGUGAUGAUACUUGGUCUCGAUUGAUACCAGGGAAGUGGUUAAGAUCACAUGCUCUAUAUUCAUUUCACACAUGGGACUUAGAUACAGUGGAUACAGAGGUUGAUUCAAAAAUAUAUGAUGAGUUGAAGAAGAAUGAUUGGGAUAUACUUGUGGCUCACUAUUUGGGAGUAGAUCACGCUGGGCACAGAUACGGACCUAACCACCAGGAAAUGACAAGAAAAUUACAGGAGACUAAUGUUCGCAUAAAGAAAAUUGUUGAAACACUUCCAUCUGAUGUCCUGCUCUAUAUUGUUGGAGAUCACGGCAUGACUGAGACAGACUCACAAGAAGGAAAAAUCUUGGAUGGUGAUCACGGUGGUGAAAGCAAAGCUGAGCGAACUGCGGCGUUGUUUGCUUAUCGCCGUGAGGGGCUUGGUGGAGAUGGUAGCCAGUUGAGUGUCGGUACAGAAGUGCAGCAAACAGACUUAGCACCUACAUUGAGUGCGGCUUUAGGACGUCCUCCUCCCGCGCCUUCUCUUGGAUCUGUCUGGCUUCCCGUACUCCCCAAAAUGACGCUUCUUAACACUCUGCUACAUAUAAGCAAUAACCUGAAGCAGAUCAGGCAAUAUCUUAUACGCUAUGGAGAGGAAUCUCAGCAGAUUGCUCUUGAUAAACUAGCUCAUCUUAUAAAUUCUACUAGGGAACAAUUAGACAAGGCGGCGUAUGUAGAAACAGAACAAGAUUUGAGUAUAUUCAUGAAUGAUGUCAGAGGACUGAUUGAAAACAUCCGCACUGUAUUCCGAGAAGUUUGGGUGGAAUUUGACUCAUUAUCUAUGUUAAGAGCACUAUUGCUACUUCUCUUAGCUAUAUUCUUUAAUUGGUUGAUUACUGAAGGUUUGCCUAUGGAGCAAAUUCCUUUAAUAUUUGCUAGUUCCUUUGUUUCAAGUGGUUGGUAUGCUAUGGCAGUGUGCAUAGGAAUAUGUUAUAGUGCAUUCCAUUUCGAACUAAUAGAAGAUCUAGAACAUGCCAUAUAUUUAAGUACUGGUUUGAUAUCAGGAGCUAUAAUGUGCACUCUAGUCAUUAUGCAUUGGGAUGGAAUCUCGCAAAGAUGGUAUGAAGGGCGCUCAACAUUUUACGAACGGUUUUCUAGAGGAGCUCUUACGGCUUCAGCAGCAGUUUUAGUAUCAAAUAGUUACAUCAUUGAGGAGGGAGCUGAGUUAUCCUUUUUGGUUUUGAGCGCUUUAGGUUUGAUGGCUUGGUAUAUAGGGACGAUCAAAGCUUUGGCCGUAUGGGUAUGCUGUGGUGUAGUACUAGCGGUCACGAGAUCUUACAGGGGAUGCAGGGAAGAACAGGGGGAUUGCUGGACAGACGGGGAAAGUAUACCAACAGGACAAGCGACCAGGGCUGCGUUAGUGUUAGCUUUAGGAUCUGUAGCUGCUGUGGUAGCUGUAGCGCGACGCCACAUUGGAUGGCGUGGAUAUGGUGUAGUACUGGCUGGGUUAUUCGCUUGCGCCCAUUGGGCAGUUGGCUGGGGUACACUGGGCUCGCCUAGUAGGUCGCGAUUGCUAGCGCGCGGGUCUUGGUUAAUUUUAAUCGCUAUGUUUGCAAUGCUCUGGAGGAAGGAAGGCAAAGGAGCCUUAUUGCCAUUGACGGUGUGCAGUUUGCUUUUGUAUAUUGGCAACACAUUGGUGUUAGGAGUUAGUUUCGCCCCGACUGCUGCGCUGGCGCUUGUGUCUGGAUUCUUGGUUUUGAACAUAGUUUCGAUGUUGAAAAGCGGCGGGAAUUCGAAGUUUUCAUUGUCAACAAGAUGCGGCUCUAGUGUGGCAUGUGUUUGGGCAUUACUUGCCUCUUAUUACUUCUAUGGGACCGGUCACCACGCGACCUUGGGCCAUGUGAGAUGGGCGCCAGCGUUCCACGCGGGGGAUCCGAACUAUCUCGCUAUAGGAACACCCGUUACGGCCGCAUUGGUGGCGCUUGAUCUUUUCGGUAUACCUCUAAUGUUUGGCGCAGCGGUGCCUCUCCUAGCUCUGUGGGGCAGAAACGGAGCAAGCAACGUUGGUCCCAGAACCCAGUUGGCAGCUGUGUUCUUGUUGUGCCUGAAGUUUUCUAUGUGCUUCGCAAUAAGAGUAUUCGCCAGCGCCUUAUCAUCCACCAUCCACUGCCGGCACCUGAUGAUAUGGGGCGUAUUCGCUCCCAAGCUUAUAUUUGAGUAUUUAACUUGCUGUGCCGCACUCUUAGGCACCGUGAUAGGAGCAACGUUGACCACUUGGCACACUUCCGUCCAACAGCGUUCUAGUUGACCCAAGAGAUCUAUUUAAGUUAGCCAGUAAGGUUAUUGAGGUCAUAAAGUAACGCUACUUAUUGUAAAUUAGAAGAAAAAAAUUGAACAAAAUUUUAUAUGACUAGCUUUGGCAGUUCUAUAAUGUUUUUUAAAGGUAAUUAUGGUACUCUCGAUUUAAAACUACUUAAUUUGGGAUCAAAUUUGUGUAAUCGGACAAAAAGUAUAUAAAAUAUGUAGUGUUAUCAUUGAAUGCAAUGUUGGAUAAAAAAAUCUAGGUUAGUUGUCAGUGAUUUGAGUUAGAAAAGAACUAUCUACAUCAAGAUAAACCUCCGUAUCGCUGUUACUCAGAAAUUAGUUUAAUUAUUGUCGCAGCUCUUAACUUUAUCUAUGAUAAUAUAUGAAUAAGAUUCAUAUUUAGUACUUUUGUGUUGUUAUUGUGCUUAUUUUAUAAUCUGACCGACGUUUUGUAGACUGCGUCAUCAAAGGGCUUACCAUAUUGCUAAUUGCUUGAAUUAGGCAAUUUUAUUGAGAACUUAAUUUUGUGAAUGUGUUAUUGUGACUGUUGAAUGUUGCAUUUAAAAUAUAAUAGUAUAAUAAUAAUAAUAAAAUAGAAUGUAGUUCUAUUAAUUAUAAUUUAAACAUCAUUCAUCAAGUGCCUGUAAUGGUUUUUGUGAAAUUAACUUAGUUGAAUUUGUCUAGUAUGUCCAAGGCCGUCUCAUCACAAUAUAAAACCCUCGAAUUACUAAUAAAGCUCUUACUUCUUAUUGCAUAGGCGUCGUUAAAUCAUGCAUUAUCUAAUCACCGAAAUAGUCAUUGUGGUAUUAAUAAUGAGAACUUUUUACAUGUUUUACCGUAGCCUGGUCAAUACAGCAAAAACAACAUUAUAUAGGUUUUUUCUGUUUAAAUAUAUUUUAUUAAAAAAUUAACUGGUUACUACGCAUAUUAUAGUCUUUAGUUAAGUCUACUUUUAAAAGCAGUACCGCCUGCUAAAUGUAUGUAGAUGCUGUAUAAUUCAUAGAUUAACUCUAGCAAGGAACAGAUAUAAUAAUCUAAAUGAAGUUUUUGAACUUUACCAGUUUCCAUAGUUAGUUUAUAAUAGGGAUGACAAACUUCGUUUUCUUCAUCUAUCAGGUAGAUUAUCAAAAAGUAUUGGACACGUAUUUUAUCAUCUUUAUUCACGUAAUCAAAACAUUACAGAGACAUAUUGAAUUAAAAUGUCGCGUGACGUAACGCGACGUAGUACAUUUUUUACUUAGAAGUGACAUCACCGGCCCACACGCCCAAACUAUGUCACGCUUUAUCUUUGAUUGACAAAAGAAAACUGAGUGUCAAUUUUUUUUGAUAAAAAAGCUGAGGGAAUAAUUACAUUUUCGUUUAAUUUAUGAUCCCUAUUAAUAUUUCUCGGUUUUCGCAACUAAUUUCAAGCACAUUCGGUUCUCACUUGGCAUAUUUCCGAAAUCAGCUUUAAAAAGCCUAGAUCAAAUCUGAAUAUUGAGAUAGUUAGAGAUUUUCACUCUCGUUUUAAAUAUAAUUUUUAUUUGAAUGGGAAUGUUACGUGUGCAUUAGAAAUUACGGGUUAGUAAUUAUGAUUACAGUUAUUUAAGUUAUUAUAGCUUGAAAUAUGCUAUGCUUAAGUUCAUUAAUUGCUUUCAGCACCCCAAUUUAUUGGCACUAUUAAACAUAAUAUUUAAAAAAUAAGAUCUUUUACAGCUGUAUUCUGCCUCAAAAAGAAACAGAAAAAGUAAACUAGGGUUUACUAUCUUUGUCGCGAUCCUUUAGGGGAAGUCGGACAGAGUCCGUUUAAGAAGAGGGAUUUUUUUGUAUUUUAUUGUCAAUAGGGUAGUUAAAAAAACAUCAAAAUUGAAGAUUUCAUUCACAUUAAGUAUUUGCCUCGGUAUUACAUAAAAAAUAUUAAGGUUGUAUUAUUUAAUUAUGAGUUUUAGUGAGUAAUGUCCAAAGCAUUUUAUAGUAUUUAAUAAUUUUGCAAUGACACUGCCAGUGUGGCUGUUGAUUUUUAAAUUGAAAUUAAUAAUAAUGUUGACAAAUUUUUUAUAAUUCGUUACACGCUUUGCAUUAUAUUUAUAAUAUCUAUUGAAUAAAUUCAAUUAAUGAAUGAAUUAAGUUUAUUUUCAUUCAUUAAUUUAUUAUAAAUUUUAGUGUACAGUUCUAAGUUAAUAAUGAAUGUACAAAAUUGUAGUUAGACUAGAAAAUUUACAUCACUAAACAUAAGCUUGAUAUUCAGUUUUUCUCAUAUUAUUAAAUUGAACACUAUUGUAUCAUAUUGUUUUACAACAUACAUAUUUACCUUCAUGCUAUUAUAAUCCUUGCGGUGUUGGUACAGUUUAUUCCCAGUCGGCCCCCGCGGGGAUUGCCACCGGAGACAAAUGGGAAUAAAAAGUGAACGUUAAUUACGGGAAAAUACGAUCAAAAGGUGUACUUUGACCCCCUUAAUAAUAAACAAGGAAUAAGCUUAGACUAGUUACGCCGUGUUUUGUUCAUGUCACUCAAAUGCUAUUUGACAUUCAAUAGACAGAGACAAAAACAUAGAGUAAUACAAGCGUAGUCUUCGUUUAUUAUUAAGAGGGUAAAAGUAAAAGUCGCCAUGUUUGGCAUCGGUUUGUCUAAGAUUAUGCUUGGAAACAAUGGUAAAUCACAAUUGCAAAGUUAAAUGUAGCCGCUAGGUAAACAUUAUACCUUUUCGGUUCAACAGGUUACACAUACAGGCACAUUUUUUAAAUGGUUGGAAUUGGGAUAGUAUCGCCAACGAUAUUAAUUACCCUAGAAACACCACGUGCGCUCAAAAUGUGACCCAAUUAUGAAGUGCUUCAACACCACUCAAGCACUUCUUGGUUCAGAGUCACGCGCGGACUGUAGAAAAGUCAAGAUACCCCAGAGCUCCGUGAACACACUUUUUUCGACAGGUUUGUUAAUUUAACGCAAUUUCGUUCUAUUCUAUAUGUGUGAUAUUCAAAUGCUUGGUCGGUAAUACAGCCGUAUAUUUUCCUCGCGGUCCGUACCUGCUGUAUUCGUAACAGCGCAUUCAGAAUUGCGUCAGAGUCAAAGAAAUAAGGUCUAUUUCCGCAUAUAGCAAUAAGUCGUAAAAUUUUAUGAACCUGCAUUUCGAACUGUCAUAAAUCUUUGCCGCUUGCGUUUUAAUUCUGACCUUAUACAGCAUGUAGGUAUUAAAGGUGACUUUCAAUAUUCAAAAAAUACCUUGUAUUGUUUUUGACUACGCGAUCAUCUUACGGAGCUCCGUGGAUCGUCCAAUGUACCUUUUGGAAAGGUUUCGGCCACGAUUUUGAUCGUGUUGGUGUAUCUAGGGUAUUUAAUAUAGUUGAGUAUCGCCUAUUUUACUGACUUUCCUUAUUUUGGUAUUUCUUAUAAUGGUAAGAAGUUGAAUAGUAUUUUUAUAUACUUAAUUUUAAUGAAUAUCUUUUAUGGUUUAUUAAAUGUAAAAUUUUGGUCCUUGGUAGGUAUGUAUUCCAAAUAUCUGAAAAUGUAGCAAUGUACAAAUACUAAUUCACCUGUAAAAACUGUAUCUUUAUAGUUUUUAAUAUUUUAUUGAUACUCCAAAUAAACUUUUUAGGAAAACUAAAGCAAUUGUAUGCAAAAAAUUGUUGUAUUACUUUACAUUUUUAUUUAAAAUAAACUGUUUACAUUGAAUUAUUUGGGUUUAAUUAAAAGAAAAAAAACGGACAUGUGCUAGUCACAUGUGAUAGAAGUGAAUCCUACAUCCUAAUGUGAACACGUAAAAGCCCUUUAUGACUAGAUUCGUCUUAAAUACAACACCUGUGUUAAAAUUCAACUCUAGGUCAAAAUUAAAUAUUUUUUACUUAAACUAGUAGCCCGCCCUCGCUUCGCUUCGGUGUAGAGCUGUAGUGUAGACUAUAGUUAUUGUUCUCAGACUUGUAUUAUAUACACACAAUGGUGCCAAUUCUGGCGUGAUUCUCUAAACUUAAAUCUAAAUUUAACAUCAGUCUCUCCUUUUCAUUCUGUAUAGAGAAUAACAAGGAUACACUGUUGUCAAAUUUAAGUUUAGGUUUAGAGAAUCAUGUCAGAAUUGAUACCAAUGACUUUCUUCAUUUAAAUAUAAACCUUGUGUGAAAAUUUGUUUAACUGAUAGAGAAAAUUUUGCUGCGUAAUUUUGGACCCGUUGUAUAGAAUGCACCAUUGCUCUGCUGUUAAAAGUGUGUCCUCCUUACGAUUGGUCCAUGCCCAAUUUAUUAAUCUAGUAUAGUUAUAAUAGUAUUAUUAAAUGUAUCUAUUGACGCAGUGGUUUGUACACACCCAUCACUUUUAUCACUCACAAUUAUUGCACUAAUGGUCGCGUCGGAUGUUUGUAAUGUGAUACGGAUCAUAUGAAUUAGUAGUACAUUUUUAUUUGACUCGACACGCGUGGCGUUGCGUCGCGUUUCAUAAGUCUGAUUCAGCCUUAUUGUUUAUUUUUUGGGGGUUGAACGUUCUAUUAAAAAGUCCGCGACAGCAUAUAUCCAUUUUUUUAAGUUUGACUCAUUAUAACCUUUUUCCUCAAAUUAACACAGGUGAAACCGCAAAGGAUCUCUAGUUGUGACAUAACUGUAAUAGUUAAGUAUACGGUAUUCCGAAUACUUUUGUAGGUAUAUUCCUCUAUAAAACUACUUUAUUUCAUCACUUUGCUCUAUUGUCUAAGACUUCCGCAGCGUACGCGUACUUAUAAGGUUAUUUUUUUCACAUAUUGGGUUACAUUAUGGAAGUUUUCAUACGGAACCCUAACGUUUUUGAAAAUACUCUAUAGUCCAUGUUUUACAGGGAUAAUGUAGGAUUCUAAAUGUGAAAGAAUUUUUCAAAUCACUCCAGUAGUUUCGGAGCCUAUUCAAUACAAACAACCAAAUAUUCUCUUUUUAUCAGGGGAGUCUUAACCAUAUGCGGCGCCCGGGUGCGAAAGCCAACAAUACGCCCUCUUUUUUAAAAAAAAAUACAAAAUUAUUUUUCAUUGUAUAGACUGCUACAAAAAUAUAGAAGAAAUAAAUAAGCAAGCAUACUUAUGUAUGUAUAUGUGUAUAUAAGUAUUAUAGUUUGACUGAGUUGACUAGAAAAACGUAAACAAUCAAUAAAACUGACUGUAUGUACUUAAAUCGUAAGUUUUAAUUUUGUUUUUAAACAUUGAUUUAAAGUAAUAUUUGAGGAGCUGGCGAACAAAACGGUAUAAUUUACUUUUUUUACAGUCCGGAGGUUCCGGCCCCUUGAAUUUGCAUUUCAAAUAAUUUUCAAUCAAAACCGCCUAAAACAGUGUUAAAAUUACAAAUUUAUAAAUUAAAAACCAUGCCAAAAGCUCACUGGAGUUAUGUCAUUCAGUUUUAUACAGCUCCUGUCAAAUUGAAUUUUAUGUAAUUAUACCGUUUUGUUCGCCAGCUCCUCAUUUAUAAAAUUGCAGUUGGGUAAGGGUAAUAGGUAGGUAGGUACUAUCUUCCACCAGAUUCAUUCAGAUGUUGAUCGCCCGGCCCGGUGGGCGCCCCCUAGGGUCCGCGGCGCCCGGGUGCGUCCGCACCCAGCGCUCCUAUGGGAAAGACGCCCCUGCUCUUUACAAUCAUUAGUAUAGAUUGUUUCGAAAAAAAAAAUAACCAAGCCUAUGGAUCAAACCACCGAUCAUUUGGUGUCGACCUCAAGUGUCAUUUCUGGGUUGUAGUAUUGAAUUGUUUAGUAAAGUUCCCCAAGAUCUGAUUGAGCUUCCACUGACCAAAUUUAAAUCUCAGAUCAAGAAUACUCUUAUGAAUAAGGGCUAUUAUAAAGUUGAUGAUUAUCUAAAUGAUCGAAAUGCAUGGACAUAGUCUUUCUUGUAUUUUGUUAUUUGAUGGGUAUUAGUCAUUUUUCAUAACAGUAAUAUAGUACCUUUCUUAUUCCGCUUCCUUUAUACUAAAUAUAAUAUUAAAUUUAUUGUAACUAUAUAUUUAUAUUCUAAAUGAUGUACUUAAUGGAAAGUGAAUUCAGACGUAUCACUGAAGUCAUUUUUAAACUUGACGACUGUAUAUAACAAUACAGGGAGAAAAAAACAGCCCUUGCCGAGUUUCUUGCCGGUUCUUCUCAGUACAAGGUCUCCCGCCGUAGUUUUGCGAACCGAUGGCGUAGCUUCUUGACAUUCACAAGUGCUUGUAACAGCCUAGACUGAAUAAAUGACUUUUUAUUUCAUUUAAUUUCAAGACCGUUUGGCUAUCUGUCUCACAAGAGACAGAAAUGAUAAAAUUUGGGAUACCUAUGUUGUGUCAAAUACUCUAUUUACGUUUCAUCGAAUCUCAAGGCACAAAGAUACUAAAGAAGUUUUCACUUCAAAAAAACAACUCAUGAAAUAUAUUACAUUUACUAUUAUUUUGAAUAAUAUACAAUCCAUGGAAUUAUAAUACAUCAUUGGUAUUGACUUGUAUUCAAAAAGGUAUCCUGAAACUUAAUAAAGGUAUAUCAGAAAGCAAUAAUGAAGAUGUCGAUUGUGACUAAAUUAGCACCUUUGCACACAAAUAUUUGAACAUCAAGGAGAAAGUUCCAUUACCACAGAAUAAAUCCCAAUGCCAAUCCUAAUCUCGAGAUCAAGAGUAUCGAUUUAUGUUUAGCAUUUUCACGUAGAUGGCGCUGGUGGUUCAUAUGGGUUAAUCAAGUGUUCAGAGAAUGCAUUGACGGCAGCCGCACCGCGGACUUCCUUAUCAAGAAGGGGCAAUUUGGUUACAUGGAAAUCUUCAUAUAAAUCUGCGAUUUGCUCCAAAUAUUUCUCUUGAACUUUGUGCCGGGCGGCGCAAAGUUCACACGGUGCUGAAGUUCGUAAUAAAAGCUGGUUAACAAUAAUAUUGUGCGUGUCUAUACCGCACCUCGUUAACUCUUGAACCAAACGCUCAGUCUCAUACAGCGAUAGAAAUUCUGCAAUGCAAACACAUACAAACGUAGUCUGGUUGGGGUCCUUGAAUUGCGUGUUAACUUGUCUGAUCACAGAGAGCAUCUCGUCCAUUUUAUUGCUGAACAUGUCAGAGUUGAAUUCGGCCAGGCCAAACAAAGUCGCUACUUGGUUUAUGAAUGGUGCAACCUGUAAUAGUAAUUUAAAAUUUUAGUAUUAAUUUAAUAAUAUUUAUAUCUGUAUAAUAUAUAUUAUUGGUGUAUAUAAUGCCUCAUCCAUAAUGUCACAUUCAGAUUGUAUUUAUUCCCAAAUGCACAACUAGAUCUCCACCAGAAUAAGUAACUUUUUUAUACGUGUUGCACCAUGCUAUACCAUGAUGUAUACCCCAACAUGCUUUGUCUUAAAAGGAAAAUUAUUUAGAAAAGGUAAGUUUAAAGUAGCGAGAAGAAGAAGCCGAAUUUCCUUCAAGAGAACCAAUACUUUAAUGAUAUUUAAAUUUUAAUAAAAGCAGAUUUUUUUUGAAGUUGAUUUGUCUAAUGGUUAGGAAAAACCAAAACAAAUAAUUUUGUCAAAAUAUUCUCUAGUUGUCUUUAAGAAGAGCUCUUCCUGAUUCCUGAUGACUGCUGUUGUCAUAUUUAAUAACAUGAUGAAUGCUCUUUUAAAAAAGUUCUCGAAUUUUUUUCAAGACUACAAUGAAUUGCCUAGCCUUAAGGUCAUAGUGCACUAGACCCACCCGGCACCUGACCAACACCCUGUCAACCAGCUUACGUCGGGUGGGCCACGGGUGAACGCCACGUGGAAAGCCCACACGUACGAUACGUUUUUUGCAUGCGAGCACCACCAUGGUGGUCACCACGGUGUCAUCUAGCGAGCGAGGCGAGACGAGGCGGUGGCGGUACGGAGUUGGUACAGUGAGCGCAGACACAUAGAAAUCCAUACAAAGAAUAUCACGCAUGAGUUGAGGUGGUGCUGGUCAGGUGUCAAGCAGGUCAAAUGAGCUAUGACCUCUAACUUAUGGCUCCAUCUUAUGGAGGCUGUAGACAAACAAAGAACAUAGGAAAAAUUGGUUGUUUGGAUAGAAUGCCAAAUUGAUUUAAUCUUACCUUUGAUUUAAGGCGCAUCAACUUGCCAAGUCCACGUUCAACUACUUGUGGAAAUGACAGCAAACGUAGUGUGUGACCAGUAGGAGCAGUAUCAAAGACAACUGCACUGAAAUUCAUGCCUUUCACUAGUUUCAUGACCUGAAACAAUCAAUAAGAAUAUUUUAAGCAGAAAGCUACCAGUGAAAUUUAUCUAUGAACGCAUGUAAAAGUUUGGUUCUGUUUAAUCCCAUAAAUGCAAUCAGCGCUUUCUGUUUACACAAUCGUACUUUAACAUUGGUCCACAACCAAUUUUGCUAGCUUCAAUUCAUGUCCGCUGGUUGCUUUCUACUUAACACAGGUCCUUUAUCUUCUAUACAUAUAAAUAAAAUUGGAGUGUCAGUUUGUAAUAUUGAAAUAACCGCUUUUUACUACAUGCAUAUAAAUAUAUAUAUGGUACAAAUAAAUAAAUACAUAUAAAUAUAUAUAUAUCUACACCAAAACAAUUUUUUUACAAUUUUUGUCUCUCUGUCUGUUUGUUCUGGCCAAUCUCUGAAAUGGCUGUACCAAUUUUGACAGGACUUUAAUUGGCUAAUAUAGUCCGGCCACUCAAGAUUCCGUUUCUGACAGGUUGUGUCAGUUCCUUAUGGUGAUAGCAUUAGAGUUAAUUUUCGAACCUCUUUUUAUUCUAUAGCCAUAAGGAACUGACACGACCUGUCAGAAACGCAAUCUCUGAGCCAUCGGGCUAUAGUUGAUGUGAUAAGGAGUAACCUAGGCUACUUAUAUUUAAAAAAUCUUAUAUUUUAGAAAAAAAAAACUAAGAGAAAAUUAUAUACACACUAUUGAUACUAUUGCAGGGCAUAAUUCAGGAAAUUUAAACUUUUUAAGAGCUUUUAUGCCCCACACAUAUUGAGUUACAGAAAUUAAAGUUAUAGAACUCCUUUGUGUGAUGGGGUCACAUAUAAACUGAUUUAUUUAUUUAAACUUUAAGGCUUUUACAUUGGAUAUGGCGGACUUGAUGCCAGCAUGGCAUCCUCUACCAGUCAACUAGAAAGAAUGUGCAGUCAACCAUAGAAAAGAGCAAACACCAAACAAUGAGAAAAACAAAAUUAAGUAGCGUUUAAUACUGAUUGAUUGAUAAAGUGAGCAAUGGUCAUAUUUUUGAUAAUGUUCAAAGAAUCAAUACAGACAUGAUUUUCAGUAAGAUAAUUGGGUCAUGUUACAGUCCAUGACCAUUUAAUCAAUAUAAUUAAUGAAUAAAAAUUCACCUCAGCAUAACUCAUAGCUUCGUCAAUCCCAGGGAAUGCUCCUACAAUUUCUUGCAUUACACCUUUGCCCAGUCUCAUAGCUUCAGUUUCACCUUCAAAAUAUUCUUCUGGUAGUUCUGUCACACCCACAUUAGGGUCGAUUUCCAUGGCAAACAGAUUAUCAAAUCCCUUGACCUUUGUUGGCACCUAAAAAAAUAAAAAAACUGUUAAAUUGCCAAAAAAUAUUUUAUUUUAAGAAAAAAAGUAUAAGACUGUAUUCAUUGAUAUUUUUUAACAAUGAGGAUAUAGUUUAAGCAGGGUUCUAUCGAAUAAAGAAUAAUGAUUACUAAUACCAUUACAAAUUUCCAAAUGACCAAGUUACCCUAAAUAUUGGUUGCGUUUAGCCAACAAAAAGGCUAAGCAGCAUUUGAGAAUGAUUAGACUAUGCUAAUAAGCGUUAUCAGCAUUAUUAGGAUUAAUAUUAAUAUAAAUUAUUUUUCAAUCCUCUAUUAAUUUCUUUUAUGGUUAUAUAUUUCACUAAGUAUAUAUAUGUCUAAACCCACAUGUAUAUCCAAUCCGAAUAUUGCUACUUAGCUAUCGCUAUUUUUCUUUUUAUGCUGCUUAGCCUUUUUGUCGGCUAGAUGCAACCAUUGAUUGAUAGCAAAGAUAACAAUUACCCAAGAAGUUUUUUUUGUAAAGGUUGAUUUUAUUCUUGCUGCAUAGUUGUUUUGUAUUAAAACAAUCUUUGGAUUCAUAUUCUCAUUUAUGAUUCCAACAGCUACUGCUUUAUAGAAAAAAGAAAGGUUUCUUCUUCUUUUUGGAAAAUGGACGUGCACUACCGAUGUGUUGAAGUUAAAAGUAUAUAAAUACCUUUGAAAACUUCUGGUCAAAUGCAUCAGAGAUAUUGUGUGCAGGAUCAGUAGAUAUUAUAAGAACAGAUUCCCGGACUUUGGAUAGUUGGACAGCUAAACUACAGCUGAAAAUGUAUAAAAAAAGAAUUAUUAAAAUUUCGUUCAUUUCAUUGUGUUAAUAACCCAAUAAAAUUCUCAUUCUACCUGCAUGUAGUUUUCCCUACACCACCUUUUCCGCCAACGAAAAUCCAACGAAGGGACUUUUGGUCGAUAACAUUUUUCAGUGAAGGUUCCAAGGGCUCGAAAUCUUUGUUUUCGUCCAUUUUUGUGAUAUUUUACAACAAUUUCACCAAAAUUAAAUUUCACGUUAUCAAUUUGACGUAAGUGACGCAAGUGACGUGAUUGUGACGUGACUUAAAA
Molecule: messenger RNA, 13568 nt
Organism: Chilo suppressalis (striped riceborer)
Lineage: Eukaryota; Metazoa; Arthropoda; Insecta; Lepidoptera; Crambidae
Source: the annotation of a GenBank genome assembly